Messenger RNA from Chanos chanos (milkfish), 1341 nucleotides. It is a transcript of the gene e2f2, whose product is annotated as E2F transcription factor 2. Bases 1 to 1341 code for a protein of 446 amino acids. Lineage: Eukaryota; Metazoa; Chordata; Actinopteri; Gonorynchiformes; Chanidae. Gene Ontology annotation, cellular component: RNA polymerase II transcription regulator complex. Gene Ontology annotation, molecular function: DNA-binding transcription factor activity, RNA polymerase II-specific; protein dimerization activity; RNA polymerase II cis-regulatory region sequence-specific DNA binding. Gene Ontology annotation, biological process: regulation of transcription by RNA polymerase II. The transcript is spliced from 7 exons. The record is from RefSeq and is a predicted model, not a curated record.
AUGAUGCGGAUACCCAAAGGAGUUUCACCUGCUUCUGGAAGAGGUGUUGUUGGAAUCUCAUGUUCUCAGAAGAAAGUUUUGGCAGGAAUGAAAACAGACCUUUUAAAUACAGGCUUAUCGAGCCCGCAGAUGAAUUCUGUACAGACUGGGUAUUUCACCCAGCUCUGCAAUACGACAGCUGCAGAGCAGAGAGCAAACUGUCUCUAUGCAACCCCCCACGGACCUGAAGCCAAGCCAGUAAGGGCGUCCUCUGGUCGACUCCCGGCCAAGAGGAGGUUAGAUUUAGAGGACCCCCUGUACCUCCCCGAUUUCCGCACGCCAAAAGGGAAGGGCGGUAUAGCCUCCGCCAGAAUCCCUAGUCCAAAAACCCCCAAGUCUCCAGGAGAGCGCACCCGUUACGACACCUCUCUGGGUCUUCUCACGAAAAAGUUUGUGGGUCUGCUCAGGGAGUCUGCAGAUGGGGUUCUGGAUCUGAACUGGGCCACAGAAGUUCUGGAGGUCCAGAAACGGAGAAUCUAUGAUAUCACUAAUGUCCUUGAAGGCGUUCAGCUCAUACGCAAAAAAUCAAAGAACAAUAUCCAGUGGAUGGUUGGAGGUGUCUUUGAAGGCUCAGCGGGAGGCUCAGAGAAAUCACAUCAAUUGAAGAGAGAGUUGGGAGAGCUGGAGAGACAAGAGAAAGUUCUGGAUAACCUGAUUCAGACCAGUACCGCCCAAUUACGAGAGCUCACAGAGCACAAAGAUAACCAAAGAUUAGGCUAUGUCACCUACCAGGACAUCCGCUCCAUAGCCAGUCUUCAGGACCAGACAGUGAUAGCUGUCAAAGCCCCAUCAGAAACAAAACUGGAGGUACCAGAGGCUUCAGGGGGCUCUCUGCAGAUCUACCUAAAAAGCAAAAACGGCCCCAUUGAAGUAUACCUCUGCCCAGAGGAAGGGCUGCAGGAUGCCAGCCCAGUCAAAGGCACCACACCAAGGAAAGAGUAUUCUCAGCCUCUUGCCACAUCUGCCAACACCACUAUCCUCUCCAAUCACUACGCAGCCAAACAGGAGCCUUUGGAAGGUGCACUUUCCAAACCCCACCUGACCACAGGCAGCAGUAGCAGUGCAAGUACCACCACAAGCUCUCUCCUGGAUGUAGAGGGCAUUCUUGGUUUGCCCCCUAGUCUGCUCCAGAUCACUGAGGACCAGCUCCCUGGAACAGCCUUCGGACCUGACUCAGCCGGUCCCUUCGUAAGCUUCUCACCCCCCCUCGAUCAUGAUGACUACCUUUGGGGACUGGAGGAUGGAGAGGGGGUGUCUGACCUUUUUGACGCUUAUGACCUCGGUGACCUUCUGAAAAGCUAA